Gadus morhua (Atlantic cod) is the source of this 2187-nucleotide messenger RNA. RefSeq lists its product as uncharacterized. Lineage: Eukaryota; Metazoa; Chordata; Actinopteri; Gadiformes; Gadidae. The coding region runs from base 1 to 1188 and encodes 395 amino acids. The record is from RefSeq and is a predicted model, not a curated record. The transcript is spliced from 3 exons.
AUGGGAAUACGACCAUCCAACCCUAACCCCUGUAUACUUUUGUCUUUUCUGUUUUUUAAUGGUUUACGUAUAGUGCCUAUCGUGGAUGGUGUGAAACAGUGGACCCCUGGAUCAAACCGUCUAACCAAGAAAAAUAACAAAAGACCCCAUCUAGGACCGGCUCUACCUCUACCCAGCUCUCCGCUAGCAGUGGUGCAACAGCAGAUCCCGUAUAAAAAGGGACGCAAGGACACCGCACAUAGUGUUUUAACUCCAGAGAAUCUUAACUUGGUUCUCCAUGCUGUUAUAAACCCUGAAAUCGCCCGCCAAGGGGGUGGAUGGUCUGAGUCCAAACAGCCGUUGAUUGAGACAUCAGUUGUACCUGUGUCUGAGCCGCCUGCAGAGACCGUUACUGUACAGCCGGAUGGAGGCAUUCAGCAUGUCCUUGGAGACCCUCAGGAUGCACCACUACCAGAACUGACCGAUGAGGAUCUCGAGGGUCUUACCGACGUUCCGUUGUGGCCCUCAGCGCUGUUGGAACAGCUCGACUUCACUCCCGCUCAUUGGAUAGACCCUCCAGCUACUUCCGUAGUGGGUACCACCAGGGCAGAGCCUGUAAACCAUCAGCCUGCAGCCCCCGCCUCUGGAUCACGACCCAUCCUCAUCCAGGCCUCUAUCCACAAUCCACCAGGCACUGUGAGUCGUCCCACCGCCAUCGGAGCAGUGGCUAGGCUGCUACCCGACGGCUCAGCGGCUGCUGCUGAAUACAUUGCGGGUGGUCCAUGUACCAACUGUUGUAAGGCUUGUGUUGGUAAAUUAACCUUGGUAACUAAAGCAGUUGAUGUAAACUCCUUAACCAUUGGUCGUCAGUGUAAACUGGGUGCAUUGUCUGUGAAACGUAUUGACAGCAGAUUUCAGACUAUCGAAGAGCAAACUAAGCAGUCACUCGAGACCCUCGGGGAAAUCAAGGACGAGCUAGUGCGUUACGGUCUGGCUAUAGAAUCAAUACAGCAGCAGAUUUUGGUUGUCGAGGCAGCAGUGCGUGUUAACACUCUGGCUUUGGAUAGUGGGCUUCUGAUAUCUAAUAUGGCGCGGAAAAUUUGGCUAAUUGAAACUAGGGCGCAGGAUAACAUCAGGGCCUACAAGGCCAUGUCUGCCCAGAUGACUAUCAUGAAUGAUGCUCUGGAUAUGCUUACGAUGAAUCGUUAGUAUUUGAUUUGUGGUUUUGGGGUGUUCUUUUUAUUUUUAUUUUAUUUAUUUUUUUCUUUUCGUUUAUUAUGUGGAGAGGGUAUUUUUUUGUUUUAAACUGAACGUAAUAAAACGUUUUUCUUUUAAUAUCUGACUAAUUCACUUUUUUAUCUAUUGGCAUAAAAACUAUAGCUGAACACAAUGCAUAAAGCUAUUAGCCCCAGAAAAAGGAAAUUCAAAUCUGUAGACGGUAAUCCCAAGAGACGGCGUAGAUCUGAUAGCGGGGGUAGCAUUAUGGAUGUAGAUCUUGAAGAGAUGGCUAUGAGGUAUGAUGCAACCGGCGAUGCGUCCCAUCUGCUGUCUGUAGGACGCGUGGGGGGUGGGGGGAUGAGUGCUGAAGGUGGUUUAGACAUGCGGGAAAUACGUACUGACAUAGCUAGAACUAGACGUGUGUUAAUUGAUGCUGAUGCAUGGGGGGGUAGAAUGACGGAUGCACUAGACAGGGCUGCUAUGAUAAAUGUUUCGAACGAUCCAUGUGUGGGGUUAGAUGUCCCCGGGGCUUUAGACACACGGGAUGUGUUGUAUGCGGCGGCAUACACCAGAGAUGUGAAAUCCCUUGAAAAUUUUCAAGGGAUAUACUUCUCAGAUCAAUGGUCUGUCUAACCUCAAAACCGUUAAAGCGGGGAAAUAAUCUAGUAUGCAACUCGUCAUCAUCAUCACCCGCCGCCAUAGGCGCAGCAGGUGUACCAUCAACGUCAACAACACCACCACCACCACCACCACCACCACCGCCACCGUCCUGUAUAUUCGACUCUAUAGCGUCACCAGUCCUACCCCCUGCAGCCGCCGGGGGUUCCUGAAAACCCUCACCAUCCCCUUCGUCACGUUGCGACACAUGCAUUACAUCCAUUGGUGAUGUAAUGUCUAUCUGCUCGGCUAUGUCUAGCCUCUCUUGUACACUAUCCAGCCACCCAUCGACAGUGUUAAGUACAUCUCUGGUGUAUGCCGCCGCAUACAACA